Cucurbitaria berberidis CBS 394.84 is the source of this 1155-nucleotide messenger RNA. RefSeq lists its product as uncharacterized. Lineage: Eukaryota; Fungi; Ascomycota; Dothideomycetes; Pleosporales; Cucurbitariaceae. The coding region runs from base 1 to 1155 and encodes 384 amino acids. Gene Ontology annotation, biological process: regulation of intracellular signal transduction; cellular response to L-arginine. The transcript has 2 exons. The record is from RefSeq and is a predicted model, not a curated record. Gene Ontology annotation, cellular component: cytosol.
AUGAUCGCCUCCAAGGACACGCAGCUUGCUCUGAUACAUAUCCCAUUGCACCUGUAUCGCAACUUCCUCCAAUCUAUUCUCCAGCUGCUACUACCAAACGCGACUCAGAAUGGCUUCGGCAAUGGCUCAGGUGCGGUUCAGCCUCCAAGAGGCUGGCCCUACGAGCACCCUUUUGUGAAUAUCUCAAUAACGCCAGUCGAGUGUUCGAUAGUAUGCUCACGGACGCUUGCAAUUGAGCUCUUUGUCCCGGUUCUCAACCUGCUAGAUCCGCAGUCGAAGAGCCAGAUGCACAUUACUUCCGAGGAUUUCGUCGUCAUGCAAGUCGAUGGCGAAGGGCUUGAUGCUGGCCAACGUGUUUUGGAGCUCACGAGCCCACUUGCUUUAGCUGGCAUCUCCAUCUUCUUCAUCACAACAUACUACUCCGACUACAUCCUUGUUCCACUUCGAAAUCAAGCGCAUGUUGUGCAGGCGCUUGAAGAGCGUGGCUUUCAGUUCGAGCACCAGACAUCGUCCUAUGUCAACUCGUACCAUCACAGCCGCAAGGCCUCGGCUGCCUCGCUCGAAGUUCAGCCUCCCAGCACGCCCCCGCCGACUACCAUCACCGAACUCCAAACCAGGACCUUUGCCACACUGAAGCGCCGCAACAUCGUCCCCACGGUAGACUCGAGCAUCCGCCUAGUCCAGUGUGCCGGCCGCACAGACAGCGCAAACGGCAUGAACCAAAGCCGCAACCGCAACAGCAUGACGAGCGCAGCCGACGACGCGCUUCACCUCGGCCUAGUAAAAUGCCUCAUCUCCCAACCCUAUCCCAAGUUUUUAUCCCUCACGCUAACCGACACCGAGUCCGCCUCACUCCUUCUUGACCACACGCUGCUGCCGAACUUUGCCCAAGAUACCCUGCUUGGCUCCAAGGGUGAUUAUCUCACGCCUAUUACGCUUGAUUUGCGUGAUCUUCCCAUGGAGAGCACGGGUAUUGUGUGCGGCGUGGCGGGACGGUUGGUCGGUGGUACGACUGGGCAGGUUGAGGAACCUGUUGAGAUGAGCUAUCUCAGUACGGCGCGCGCGGGGACGGUCAUGGUUGCUGAGGAAGAGCUAGAUCGCGCCAUGGAGGCUCUGCGAGGUGCCGAAAACAGUGUCGUAUCAACAAGUAAGUAG